UCCACCCACUUAAGAAUGACAUACACACACAACACACACACAAAUGUGUCAAUACAACACACAUUUUUCCCUGCCUCCUAGUUUACCACUUGGAUUCGUCUAAACUCUUCCGGUCUCUGUCUCACAGCAGGAGGCCAUAGGAAGAACGAAAGGGAGGAGGAGGAGGAGGAGGUGGUGUGCACUGUUCAGUAGUUUCCCAGUCGUCAUGACUACCUCACACCCCACCAUUUCCAGAGCUGUCUUCCUGUUGCUACGGUGACCUGAUCUCCUGCUCGUCUUGAUGAUUGGGAUCAGGCUGAUAAAAAAUCCAGGAGUGCCGUCUCUCCUCCCUGAACAGUGCUCGUGGAUGGGACAGCAGAUCGCACGGUUCGGAGGAGGAGGACCGGGAGUUGCGGCACACUGAGAAUGCUGUGUGAGUAACAGCGAAGUGUUGCUUGGAAACAGCAGCAUGCCUAUACAGCAGAUAACUGUGGUUCCAGCCAGGGAGACAGCCAGUAAUGGCAAGAGUGCCUCACGCUCCAAAGACAAAAAUGAGGGGAGGAAGGCCCCUGGGCGCUCAGGGAGUAGAUCCAGCAACAUCUCCAAGGUCAGCAACUCAACAGGACUAACGACAGCCUCUCGAACGUCAGUCUCCCCGUCUUCUCAGGACAUAUGCAGUUCUGGUCAGCUGGCCCGCUUAGAGGAGGAUGCCCCUGAAUUACACAAAUCCAACAAGAACACACAACACAGCUCUGCAAUGACAGUCACCAGCACAGGUCUGUGCUCAUCGGUUCAGGCCCAGAAGAAACAGGUGAAGCGUCGCCACCGUCGUAAAAGGAACAGCUGCACUGCCUUGGACUGUGUAGACAACAACACCAAACAGGAGCAGACCGACCGCAGCGACCGCAGCCUCAGCCUCAGUUCUGACCGCAGCGAGAGAGGGGAAACGAGGGAACGCUGUUUCAGGAACCGCAAGGAGCUCCCUCCCCGCCGCCGUUGCUCAGGCGCCCCUCAGUCCGAGUCCACGUCUGAGGAUGAGGCGUGGCGUGAGGCCCGCAGCUGGAGCAAGGAGAAAGCCCGAAGAGCGCGGCGACGCAGUGGAAGCAGCCGCGAGAGGGAGGCCAACAGAGGUAAAGGAGAUGAAGACAUAGCAGAGGUUAUGGAGCUCCAGUCGAUGGGUUCAGAGGACGGGAAGGAGAACCAGCUUCUGGUGGAAAACAGUGGAGGCCUGAAGAAGAGACAUAACAGCAGCAGGAGUUCGACGAAGAGUGGUCACGUGUCGCAGAGGGAAAGGUCUCCGAGCAGAGAGGAGAAGAACUGCGGCGACUACAAGUCCCACAGCCCUGGAGGCAGUUCGUCACCGGCAGAGGAUGGAGAGGAGCUCAUCACCAAACGCUACCAGGAGAGGGGCUCCGGGGACGGGGACAUGGCAGUGCCCACCCCACAAAAACACUGCACUGCCAACGGUGGGACGGUGCCGACCUUCUCUGACGACUCUGAACUAGAGGUCUGCAGGAUCUGCCACUGUGAGGGGGAUGAAGAGUGUCCAUUGAUAAUGCCCUGUCGCUGCACAGGGAGCCUAAGUUUUGUGCAUCAGUCCUGUCUCAACCAGUGGAUCAAAUCCUCUGACACUCGCUGCUGUGAACUCUGCAAAUUUGACUUCAUCAUGGAAACAAAGCUCAAACCGUUACGAAAUUGGGAAAAGCUGCACCUGUCCAAGAGUGAGAGGAGGAAGAUCUUCUGCUCAGUGAUGUUUCAUCUGAUAGCAAUAGCAUGUAUGCUGUGGUCAGUCUACAUUCUGAUCAAGAGAACAGCUGAAGAGGUCAGACUUGGAAAGAACGACGAAUUAUGGCGAGUUUCUCUUCUGAAGUACUAUAAGAAGGACGGUGUGCUGGAGUGGCCCUUCUGGACCAAGCUGAUCGUGGUGGCCAUCGGCUUCACGGGCGGCCUCAUCUUCAUGUACAUCCAGUGUAAGGUUUACCUGCAGCUGUGGCGUCGCCUCAAGGCCUUCAACCGCAUCAUCACUGUGCAGAACUGCCCCGAGAAAGACCUGCAUAAUCCUCAGGCCCGGCCCCGCCCGCUCGCUAAUGGCAACCAUGAGACUGUGGAGGUUCCGGUCAGUCCUGCCCCAGCCCCGGCCCCGGAGCCACACAUGGACUCGGACAUGUCCCUGGAGGCUGCUGUGGCCCCUGCACAAAACCCCGUCUGACCGUUUCAUCUGUCACUCACAUCCAAGGUCUGAGUCCCGCCCACUCCCACAAGCUGCUGCGAACGCGUGGUGAUUCAGACGGUGUUUUAGUGUUGUUCUUGGGGACAGAUUGAAAGUGAAACGUUUCCAGUAAACAAGCAAAACUGGAAAGGACGAAGGGCCACGGUGACCUAAAGCCAGACCGUGGACUAUGUGAAGAGACAGGAAGGGAAACAAAGC
This is a messenger RNA of Sphaeramia orbicularis (orbiculate cardinalfish), 2407 nucleotides long. RefSeq names its product membrane-associated ring finger (C3HC4) 1 (gene marchf1). The transcript is spliced from 8 exons. Bases 449 to 2188 code for a protein of 579 amino acids. Gene Ontology annotation, molecular function: zinc ion binding. Lineage: Eukaryota; Metazoa; Chordata; Actinopteri; Kurtiformes; Apogonidae. The record is from RefSeq and is a predicted model, not a curated record.